Messenger RNA from Paramecium sonneborni, 1006 nucleotides. NCBI's taxonomy places the organism in Eukaryota, Ciliophora, Oligohymenophorea, Peniculida, Parameciidae. The record is from the annotation of a GenBank genome assembly.
AUGAAAAAAGAUCCUAAAAUAUCUUUAUCAAAUUGCAAGGCAUUAAAUUUAAUAGCCUAUCUAUACUUUUAAAGACCUUUCAGUAUUAACAAAUUAGAGAAAUUUCUAAAUAUUUCUAAAUAGGUUUUUACUUUUUUGAUUCUACGCUUCUGAACUAAUUGGAUUAAGCUUGAGUACUGAAUUAUAUCAACUUUAAGCUUAUAAAUAUUGGCCUUGAGUUUCUAAGAAAAAGUCUAGAUAAGAUUAAAUUUAAGCAAUACAUUUCCAUAAAUAAAUUUCAACUAAACCUAUGUUCAAUUAAAGUAUAAUUUCAAAAUGCUUUAAAGCCUCUUGAGAUUUUGAUAACAUCUNUUUCUCAUAUCUCUGGAGCGGAAAUAACUUAAUGUUUGGAAAAUGAUCUCAAAACUUAUGAAAUAUCACUUGAUAAAUUUUCAGAAGAAGAAAAAUUGUGGAUUAUAAAAGACAUUAAAGAAAAAAUGUGUUAUAUUGCUAGUGACUAUGAAAUGCAAGUAUUUCAUAUAUUUCCAUAAAAUAGAUAAAUUCAGAAGAUAAUUUCACAGAAGAAGAAAAAAGCUAUGAAUUACCAGAUGAACAAGUCAUUCAUAUAACCCCUAAAAUUAGGUAUCAUUGUUCUGAAGCAUUAUUCGAUUCCGCUAUUGUGAAUAAGAAUAGUUUUUCAUUGCCAUAGAUGAUUGUUAACUCUAUAUAGAGAUGUGAUAAGGAAUUAAGAUAAGAGUUGCUCUCCAAUAUGGUACUUGGAGGCGGCACUUCUAUGUUUUAAGGUCUAAUCUCCAGAUUGCAAGAUGACAUUUGCCAAAUCUAUCCUGGAGGAGCUAUGAGGUCAGAAUUCAACUUUGUUGCUGAUUUCUAAAGAAAAUAUAGUGCUUGGAUUGGGGGAUCUAUGCUUGGAUCACUUAAAACAUUUUAAUCUUUAGCUAUCAACAAACAGGAGUAUGAAGAAAAUCCUGAAGGCAAAAUGUCACUUAUUCAUAAAAGAACAUUUUGA